UAACAGGAUACAUGAGCGCAAGGUACAUCCUGCUUGAAGCCUGACUGCCCACCAGAGAGGACGGCUCUUAGGCCUUCAUCAUGUGGAACACCUCUGAGGCCGACUUCUCCUGCUACGAUCCGUCUGUGCUGGGCUAUCGUUAUGUCGCCGUUAUCUGGGGGGUGGUGGUGGCAGUCACAGGCACCGUGGGCAACGUGCUCACCUUGCUGGCCUUGGCCAUCCAGCCCAAACUGCGUACCCGCUUCAACCUGCUCAUCGCCAACCUCACGCUGGCCGACCUGCUCUACUGCACUGUGCUCCAGCCCUUCUCUGUGGACACCUACCUCCACCUGCACUGGCGCACUGGUGCCACCUUCUGCAGAGUUUUUGGGCUCCUCCUUUUUACAUCCAACUCUGUCUCCAUCCUUACCCUCUGCCUUAUUGCACUGGGACGGUACCUCCUUAUUGCCCACCCUAAGCUCUUUCCCCAAGUUUUCAGUGCCAAGGGGAUGAUGCUGGCACUGCUGGGCACCUGGCUUGUGGGUGUGGCCAGCUUUGCCCCGCUCUGGCCUGUCUACAUCCUGGUACCCGUAGUCUGCACCUGCAGCUUUGACCGCAUACGAGGCCGGCCUUACACCACCAUCCUCAUGGGCAUCUACUUCGUGCUUGGGCUCAGCAGCGUUGGCAUCUUUUAUUGCCUCAUCCACUACCAGGUGAAGCGGGCAGCAAAGGCACUAGACAAGUACAAGCUGCAACAGGCAAGUGUCCACUCCACCCAUGUGGCCGGGACAGAUGAGGCCAUGCCUGGUCGUUUCCAGGAGCUGGACAGCAGGCAAGCGUCAGGAGGGCCCAGUGAGGGGAUUUCAUCAGAGCCCGUCAGUGCUGCUACCACCCAGACCUUGGAAGGGGACUCAUCAGAAGUGGUGGAGCAGAGUAAUAGUAAGGCAGCGAAGCAGAUGGCAGAGGAAAGUCACCCAGAAGCAUCUCCCAAAACCCAGCCAACUAAAAGAGCCCGAAGAGCUCAGGACUCUCCGUCAGAGUUUGGGAAGGUAACCCGGAUGUGUUUCGCCGUGUUCCUCUGCUUUGCCCUGAGCUACAUCCCCUUCUUGCUGCUCAACAUCCUGGACGCCAAGGUCCAGGCUCCCCGGGUCGUCCACAUGCUUGCUGCCAACCUCACCUGGCUCAAUGGUUGUAUCAACCCUGUGCUCUACGCAGCCAUGAACCGCCAGUUCCGUCAAGCAUACAGCUCCCUCUUAAAACAAGGGCCCCAGAGUUUCCGUAGGCUUCGUUAGAACUGUGUCCUCAGUGGCAUAAUGGUUAUAUCGCUGGACUCUCACAUAGUCAGCAGUGGUUCGAGUCCUGGACUCAGUGGUUUAAAACUCAUGUUGGUGGGGA
Molecule: messenger RNA, 1374 nt
Organism: Tupaia belangeri chinensis (Chinese tree shrew)
Lineage: Eukaryota; Metazoa; Chordata; Mammalia; Scandentia; Tupaiidae
Gene: GPR84
Product: G protein-coupled receptor 84
Exons: 2
Coding region: 81-1271 (396 amino acids)
Biological process (GO): neuropeptide signaling pathway
Cellular component (GO): plasma membrane
Molecular function (GO): urotensin II receptor activity
Source: RefSeq, a predicted model, not a curated record